Molecule: messenger RNA, 9142 nt
Organism: Culex quinquefasciatus (southern house mosquito)
Lineage: Eukaryota; Metazoa; Arthropoda; Insecta; Diptera; Culicidae
Product: LON peptidase N-terminal domain and RING finger protein 2
Exons: 7
Coding region: 1134-4142 (1002 amino acids)
Molecular function (GO): metal ion binding; protein binding
Source: RefSeq, a predicted model, not a curated record
AUGCUGCUUAUGGCAUUUCGGUGAUGCCUUCUCGGCUUCUGGUGACAUAAUCCAACUCACAAAAAAGAAGAAUCUUGUUAUGUAAUUGGUGCGCGCCGCAACGGGGCAAGCAGGACCCUGAAGAAGCCUUGUGAACGGCCGCGCGCGCGAGACAGUGACAGCAAUUAAUUGGAUUGGGGCGUGAAGAACGCGCCCGGGUCCUCGCAAGUGCGAAGAAGCGUGAAGAAUUUGCAACAAAGUGUUAUUUUUGUGCGCGCCCACAAGCUGGGAGUUCAAAGUGUCCCAGUCGAGAAUCUGCGCUUCAAUCGAGUUCUAGUGAUCGGAACUUCCGGGAAGUGCAACGUGAACGCUUCCGCAGUGAACAGCAAGGGAUGCUGAAUCAAGGGUGGUUCUGGUAACCAAACGUUUCUAGUGCAAUCAAGUUUUAGUGACCGGAAAUUUGUGGAAUCGCUCCGGAAACGCUUCCGGAAGCGAACAGCAACGUGUUACACAACCUCCCGUUCUACCGUUUCCAAGAAACUGGAAAUCAGCGGAGGGGGUGGUUCUGGUAACCAAACGUCCCUCGCAUCAACAAGUUCCAGUGAUUGGUGGUUCCUGGAACCGCAUCGGGAGCCCCGUUCCCGGCUGAACAACAGCCUGUUACACAAUCCUCUUCCGCACUCCUCCAGCUCUCCAGGUCGUCGUCGUCGACAAGUGGUGUGUUAUGCAAAUGCUGUAGCGCUUAAAAGCACACUCUCGCCCACUAAUGCCGGGAGAGUGCCGGAACACACACACACACUAAUAAAUAAAAGCUGCUGGCAAGCUUUGAACCCCGAGUCCCGGAAAGCAGAGUAAUUGAAUUUGUCAACAAAGAAGAGUAGGAAGAAAGUGCAAUCAUUGGGUGGUGAAAAAGUGCAUUCUGCGUUAAGCGUGUACGUCGGUGUGUCCGUGCGCACACACGCUCACGGGAAGAAACCGUGAAGAAUUUAAUUAAAAUCGCUCACCGUGAAACGGUGGCAAGUGCGUUUACAAAUCUCUAUUAAUAAAAGCGGUGAGACGAAUUCCCGGUUUGGUCGCGGGAAAUUGGCCAAAUGAAGAAGAAGGAAACCAGCAAGGCAGUUUGUAAUUAGUCACUUGUGGUGGGGUUUGGUUCAAUGUGUGGAGAUUUGGACCGUGUGAAGAAGAACUCGGGAAGAACGACGCGAAUCAAGAGUUCGGAGUCCGAAGCCAUGGCCGCGACGACGGCCGCGGACCUCGCGCGCGAUGCAUUUAUGAGCAGCGACUACGAGCUGGCCUGCAAGCUGUUCGAGGGCGUACUCGCGGAGCAAUCGGCCGUGGAGCCGCCCACGGGACAGUCGUCCAGCCAGCCGCCGGCACGGUCCCAGCGGUUGUCCUUGUACUACGGUUACGGAGAUUCGCUAGCCCGGGCCGGCCGUCUCAAGGACGCGCUGGACGUGUACGGCCACAUCAGCGGAGCGCUGCUCGACGGGUUGAUCCCGCUGGAGCGGCUUCGCCAUCUGACGAGUUCGCUCGUCGACACUGUCCUCGCCACCCGAGCGGUGGUGGCCACCUGCAGCUCGCCCGCGGUAGACCCGCUCUGCUGUCCGAUCUGCGAGGACAUCCUGCGGCUGCCGGUGACGGCGACCUGUGGCCACACCUUCUGCCGGCAGUGCUGCUUCGGCCAUUCCAGCUGUCCGGUGUGCCACACGCAGUUCCCGACCGUGCCCAGUGAUGCCACCGCCGCGGGACCAUCGUCCACCAUCACCCUGCUGUCACUUCCGGCGGCUACCGCCACCUCGUCGUCGUCGUCCACGGAAGAAUUGGCUGGAACCAGUGCAAGUGCAAGUGGUGGGGGGAAAAGGGACAGUGUGAUUGGGUUCGAGCAGGAUAUCCUGAUCCGGAGGCUCGUCGAGCGUUGGUGGGGGCCGGAGCUGAAGGCGGCGGAGUUGAACGAGGAAGCGCAGCGGUACCUGGACGAUGAUGGCGGCGGCGGAGGUGAUGGUGGAGAGGGGUUGGACGAGGCGCUGAGGUGCUGCAACCAGAGUCUUGAGAAUGCACCAAACAGCUACAAAGGUCUGCUGCUGCGGGCUGAGGUCCUGUACCGACUACAGCACUACCAAAGCGCACUGGCCGACGCCGACAGUGCCCUGAAGAGCCGGCCCACGUCGCACAAGGCCCACUACCUGCGCGCCCUCGCCCUAUCGGCGCUCGGCAAACCGGAAGCGGCUAUCACCGCCCACUGCAUGGCACUUUUCCUCGACAAACAGUCCGUGAGCGUGGCCUCCGGGAUAAAACAGGAAAUUGCCAAGGACCUCCAGCAACUCCUUGCGGUGGCCGGAACUCGCCGGGAACCGGACCUGCCCCUCGCCCUCCGCGACCCACUGGCACUGCUGUUCGGCACGCCCUACUCGCUGAUGAGUUCGCGCAAGCGACGCCACCACCGGAUUCUGUCCGCACACAAACACAAGGCGAAAAAGCAGUACGCGACCCUGCGGACGGCCGACUUUGACGACGUGGACCAUUCCGACGAGGACGAAGAGGACAGCUAUCUGAGGGCGGCCUCGCUGCUCGACGAGAUGGACGACGAGGAGGGCUUUCUGAGGAGUGCGAUGAUGAACCCACCGCACCACCGGCGGAAAUCGCUGACGGCGUACAAUUUGAGCUUCUUCAGCACCCAGCGACAGCAGCAAGACCGCUUCCGGCGGGACCAAUCGACGGCAAUCAUUCCAAGGCCAAAUGCGAGGCUGCGCGCGUUCGUUGAUCGAAUGAGCGCGGAGCUGGAGUCGGUCCGAUGGACGGCGGAGACCACUCCGGUGCGGUUGACCGUAAGUCCGAGCUCCAUCGAACCGUCCGACUUUGACUGCGUGCUCUGCUGUCGAACGCUGUGGCGACCGGUCGUUACCCCAUGUGGACACACCUACUGCUGGGUUUGCCUCGACCGCUGCAUGGACUACUCACCGUCCUGCCCACUCUGCAUGGCCCCCCUAAUCGAGCAGUUCCGGCACCAUCACCAACGGACGCCGAACCUCCAAAGCCUCCUCGCGACGGCAGCCGCCUCCAACCCAACUCUGAUCUCACUGUCCAAACGCAAGGUCACCUCCUUCGUCGAACAAGCCAUGCAACGGUUCAUCCCGGAAGCGUACGAAAAGCGCCAACGCCAGGAACUGGACCGCGAACCGACCGUCCCCGUGUUCAUCUGCACGACGGCCUUCCCCUCAGUCCCCUGUCCACUCUUCGUGUACGAACCCCGCUACAAGCUGAUGGUCCGGCGGGCCAUCGAAAGCGGCGAACGCCAGUUCGGAAUCGCCCUCCCCCAAGCCGGUCGCCAACGAUACGUCGAGUACGGUACCAUGCUGGACAUCCGGGACUGCGUUCAGCUCGGUGACGGCUGCUCGAUCCUCUCCACCGUGGGAAGUCGACGCUUUCGGGUAAUCGCACGACACGAGCAGGACGGGUACGACACCGCGAACGUGGAGUUCAUCCAGGACGAGCCGGACUCGUGGGAAGUGGUGCGGAAGUUGCACGAAAAGGUGCACGAGAAGGCGAUCGGGUGGCACGAGAGUUUGCAGGAGAGGAAAAAGUCGGAGAUUGCGAAAAGCUUCGGGCGGAUGCCCGUGCUGGAGGAGAACUGGGAGCGGCUGGUGGACGGGCCGGCGUGGGCGUGGUGGAUCAUCGCGAUACUGCCGCUGAGCGAGCAGUUGAAGGUCAACAUCCUGUCCACGACCAGCCUGGAGAAGCGACUGCGCGCAAUCGACAAAACGCUGAACCUCGCUCCGCAAAAGCAACGCCGCUCGCCGGUCUACGUGGUUCCUUCAUCUCCGGCGUCACCCCCGCCGGUCGGAUGUUGCGACGUCGUCGUUGGAGGAGUCACCUCCACCACCAGCCUGCACCAGCAACACGCUCAUCAUCAAAGCCCAAACCAUCAUCAUCACCACCACCAGCAUCAUCAGAGUCAGCAGCAUCAUGAUCACCAUCAUGAACAAUGCCAAGCAAUCGACUGUUGCUUACGAGAAAGAACUACCUCAGCAGAUUCAGCAGAUCAUCAUCACCAUCAUCACCACGAAAGUGAUAGAAACAGUUCCGGAGGCCAUCAUCAUCAUCAUCAUCAUCAUUCGAUCCACCAUCUGAGCCAAUCCGCGGACGCCGGCGACUAUCUGCUGUAAAGUGUCCUCCCCUCUCCAAAAUCAAACUAAAAGUUUAAUGUAAUGUAAAACACAAAAACACACACACACAGACACAAUUGCAACUAAAUGGUUCUCUUCUAUUAACUUCGCGGAACAAGCAGACAAACAAAUAGUGUAAUGUGUAAUAGAGUGUAACAAAAAGAUAACAAAACAAAAUGCCAUAGUCAAAAACAAUGAUAGCUAAAACAAAUAAAUUCCCCCUCCCUUUUGUCACUCCCCGGUAGAGAUGCUCUUAAACCAGCGGAAGGGCGGAACGUGGACGACGAAUGGUUUUUGAGGGCAAGUCUGGCGCGCGCGCGCUUAUUUUAUCCAAGCCUCGUGUGAUUUUUAAAUGAAAUACCAAAUUUAACGCAGUUCGAGGUUGAAAACUGCAAGCUUUAAUUGAAACACAACGUUUUAAAACAAAUUAAAUUUUUCCCAAGUUUUCCUCUCGUUCUUAAUCAAAACAAACAUGUCAAAACCUAUUAAAGUCACAAUAAUCCUCCUAAUCAGAAACUAUCUCGUGUGAAGCAAAUUUAAGUGUUGUUCGACUUUUUCCGCUUGACGCAUUUUUCAAAACAAACAAAAUACCUUCACUUUCACUACUCUAUUUUUAACCUUUUUACUCCAAAACUAUAAAAAAACAAAUAUCAAAAAAAAAAACCUUUUCAAACUCUCUUCCAAACUAAUAGCACCCUUUACUUGGUGAACAUUUCUCCUACGUUAAUGAGCGUGGCUAAUCAUUUGUAUGAAAGCAUUUGAAAAGAAUGACGAAUUAAGAAGAAUAAAAAGAAAAAGGGUGCCAUGUUUGAUCGACAAACAAAAGGGAUCAUUUGAUCAUGUUUCGCAUAAAAUUUAGGAAUGAGUGCAUUUUUAUGUCAUUUUUUACCGUUUAAAAUUUUUAAAUUUAUCUCUUUUCUAGUGUGUUUCUACGAUUUCAGAAUUGAAUGUGUAUAAUUACAUUACAUAAGAUGUAAUAUUACAACAAUCAAUUUUACACCUUCCAAAUUAAUAAAAAACCUCUCUUGAUAAAUAUAUAAAAAGGAAAUUUUUGUUUGAUAAUCGGUUUUGCUAAAAACUUCAUUCAAAUUUAUCAAAAAUCAUGCACAAAGUAAAAAUAUGACAGUAAUAUUACAUGAUGUGAUGUGUAAUUCACAUCAGAAGAUGUAGACCGUUUUUGAGUAAACAAAUGUUUAAUUUUUUUUUCAAAAUUGAACAAAAUUACAUCUUUUUAUGAGUAAUUGCACAAUUUCCACAAUAAAUCGGGCAAAAUAAACUAAUUUUAUACCUCAGAAAAUAAACUUUUUUGUUCUGUGUUAUAUCUAAUUAAAAUUCCUUAAAGUUUGAUUUACAAUGUUAUAAACCAAGGUUGUUAACGGUAGAAUUAACGAGGUUCGAUUGUAAUUGUAUCGGCGAUAAUCUUAUUGACGAUAACGGAGAAUAACUCGUUUUUAAUAAAUUUCAAAAAUGACUCAUUUUUUUUAUGACAAACGAUGCAACAUUUUGAGCGCAUUUCCAUUUAUUAGAGUUUUUUUUUGUAAAAUACUCAAAUUUUCACAAAAUGUCUUAUUUUUUAAAAGUAUGUUUUUCUAUAACACUCAACCUUAAACGCAGAUUUUUCAGAAGCUCAAAUUGUAAUAAACAGUACUGUAUUUUGAAUUUUUCCUAAUAAAAAUAUGGUAUUUUACAAAAAAAAAAAAAAAAAUGAAUGCAAUGCAAAUUUCGUGAAAAUUUCUAUCUUUAAAAAAAUAUUUGAAUAAAUUGAAAAUACAUUCAAAAUAUCGCUGCGUUUGAUACUCACAUUAAGAUUUUUAAAAAUUUGAGUUUUUUUUUGCAAAAAUACGAUAUUUUUUGAUAAUUUUAGUAUUUAAAGAACUGUCAUACAUUGAAAAUGCAUUAAAAUUUCGCUUCGUUUAAUACUUUUUUUUGCAAAAUAUAAUAAUUUGAGUAUUUUAUUUAAUGCAAAUUCAGCAAAUUGAGUAUUUUUGCCAAAGUCAGUAUUUUUUGAAAAAAUUAUUAUUUAAAAAAACUGUUAUAAAGUGAAAAUUUAUACCAAAUUUCAAUUUAAGUAUUUUCUGAAAUACGAUAGUUUUAAAACUACUAAGAAAAAUAACUUUUGACCUACAAAAACAAAAUUUACAUGAUUUUCACAGCAGAAGAAGUUUAAUUCACAGGGUGGUAAUUGAAAAAUAUCAAUAUCUCAUAUUUUCAAGUGUUUUUACCUAAACUAUUGUGUAAAAUAGGAAUAACAACAAAAAGAAUUCAAUUUUAUCUCGAUGAUACUCUUUCAAAUAGAUUUUGUGUAGGCGAAAAAUAAGAAAUUUUAUUUUGAGUUAUUUUUAAAAAUAACAAAAUUUAUUUGUUUUUCACAGAUUUAGUUUAAAUAAUCAUUCAGACAGAUUUCGUGAAAGCAAAAAAUUAGUAUUUUUUCUCAAAUGCUAGGUUAAAUUACAUAAUUGAGGUAAAAAGUGAAUAUUUGUUCAAUGAUUCCAUUUUUUAUAUUAAUUUGUGUUUAUUUACAUCAAAAAUCAACUCUUUUUUAUUCACAAUUGAUUUCCCUGUGUAGAAACCCAUUUUGCUAUCUGAGGCAAUAAAUUUAGUUGACAUUUGACUCAGAUUUCCAAUUAAAAAAAAGAAAUAUAGAAAAAAUAAAAAACGACGAAAUGAAAAGUUAAAGUAAAUUUUAAAUUCAUGUAAUUUUACGCAAAUUGAUUUGUAAAAAAAUAACAUAGUAAAAGAUUAAAAUUUCACUUCGCUUAUCUAAUUUUACGUAGUCUGUGAUGUCAAUUUGAUACAUUUUUUGUUAGAAACAUUUGUGACAGAAAAAUGUGUAAUUUGACAUCAGAGUGUUAAAUGAAGCAGGUAUAAUUAGCAAUUUUUUCUAUUUUAUUUUUUUACUCACUAAUUUAGGUAAAAUUACAUGCAGUAAAAGGUAAAUUCUCACCUUUGAAAAUUCAACUGAGUUUUCAAUCAUUUUUUUAUUGUGUUGGAUGAAUUCUUUAUUGACUAAAAUGAUAUAUUUUGUAGCAUAGUGGACCAUAAAUUGUGGAUUUUGAAAUUGCAUGAAAAACAACAUUUCCAAAACAGUGUGCUAAAAGUGUCCCCUAAACAACCCUUCAAAUGGAUUGUAAGAUUAUUUAUUGGCCUCUGAGACAUUACCAAAGUUUUAUCAUAACCAAUCACAACACGAGUUUUUGUUAAUUUUUUCGACUAAGUUUUGAGUUGUUCGAUGUAAAAGAGCAUAUUUGUAAAAUUUUCUUUCAAUUCUGAGAUUUUACUUUUCCAAAUAUCUUGCGAAACAAGAACGGAUGACCCUUACACAUUUGAGGAUUGAGGUUAUGUUUCAAGCUCAUUUUUACCUUAUCUUCUUGCAGUUGAUUUUUCAAGGCUGUAGGUAAUUAACUUUUCCCUUAAUUCUUGAGGAAAACUGCCAAAAUAUAACCUCAAUCUUUACUAGAGAAAAUGUCGAUCAGCAAGGCAGCUAAAACAUUAAAUGAAUCAAAGCAGGCCGGCCACACAGGCAAAGCAACGCUAGCGAUGGGCAGCGCUGUGAAACCCACUCACAUGAUGACAAUCUUUCAAAGUAAACAACAAACCCCUUAAAAAGGCAAACAAAACAUUUAACCCAAUCACAACAAACAAAAAAGUAGUUUGAAAAGAAUGUAAACAAAAUCAAACCCCAACCAACUGUCGGUAGAGAUCUUAGCAACCCUGAAAAAAAAGAAACCGGAAAACUUUAAGAAAACAAUCAGAAAACGAAAGAAGAGCAAAGAGGACAGGUUCCCCUUUUCCUUCCCGUUUUAUUAACGUGUAAGCAUGUAAACAAGUAAGAAGUCAAAUGUCUGUGCCGUACCGAGAGUGACACCAGAAACACUGAAACAAAACAAAAACCAACAAAAAAUGAAUCCGUUUGCGUUUUCCUUACAACUAAAGCUGUGAAUAUGUUUAGAAGCUUGGUGUUGUUUCCCACACUUGAUUGGUUAAGAUUUUUUUUUGAUUGGAGAAAUUCGAUCUGUCGAACAUUGGAAAUCGAUAUUUUUUCUGUUUACUCGAAAAGAAAAAGAACAAGAAAUAAACAGCAAAACAAAUACAAGUUAAUUUGUGAUAAAUCAUUUAAUUUUAAACCAGAAACACUAUCGCAACUCGCGUUUUAGAGCUUAAGAAACACAACCUUUUUUUACUCUCAUUUUGUAAGCUUUGUUCAAUAAAUGUUCGGUUUAAGCUAGGUUUCCUUCUAAGAAACGAAUCAAAUAAAUCCACCACUGAAUAACUACUGAUAAUAAAACUAAAAAAAACUGCAUUUGAAAUAAGCCAACCUUCCUGCGUGAUUCAACGCUUUACCACUUUUUUCCAACCUUCUUUUGUAAAACCCCCUUUAAAAUAAAGCAAGAAAACAAUACAAAUAUGUGUGACCGUGAUAAAUUUAUAUAGGACAAGAAAUCACACACUGAAAAAAAAACCAGCAAGCAAACUCUUUGUAAAUGUCUCCCAAAAAAAAAACACCGAAAAAACACACACUCGUUGUAAUUGCUCCUUCUUCUCUGAAUUCCAGCUGCAAACACCGAGGUCAAAACAAAAAAACACAAACAAAAACACAAAGAAAUCUCUGUAAAGCCAUGUUAGUGUGUAAUCGGAAAUCGUGUUAGGUAUUGUAAUCACAACAAAACAAAGCAAAAUCUGUGGCAGAGAAGAAUAAAACAGGUGGAAAUAUUUAAAACGCUAAAUUAUUGUGUCCAAAACAACCGAAUGGCACGAGUGAAGAGGAGAGCAGCGCAAGAAACAACCUAUUCGAUGAUUUUUUCACCUAUGAAAACUUUAUAUUUAUGAUAGAUUGGAAGCAAGCAACGCAGCAACAAAACAGAGUGUGUAUCGUGUGCGGAAAUGGGUGUGGAAAAUGAAGAUGAGAAGAAAAAAAAUCUAGAAAACAAACAAAAAAUAAAACUCUUUCAAAAUCCUAUUUUCUAAAAACGUGGAUCUAAUAAAUUUUCGAGCUAUAGCCA